Molecule: messenger RNA, 1356 nt
Organism: Rodentolepis nana
Lineage: Eukaryota; Metazoa; Platyhelminthes; Cestoda; Cyclophyllidea; Hymenolepididae
Source: the annotation of a GenBank genome assembly
AUGCGUGAAUGUAUUAGCAUCCAUGUUGGUCAAGCCGGCGUUCAAAUGGGCAAUGCCUGUUGGGAACUCUACUGCCUAGAGCACGGUAUCCAGCCUGAUGGACAAAUGCCAAGUGACAAGACUAUUGGAGGAGGUGAUGAUUCUUUUAACACCUUCUUCAGUGAGACUGGAUCUGGAAAACACGUUCCUCGUGCUGUCUUUGUCGACUUAGAACCAACUGUUGUCGAUGAAGUUCGUUGUGGAACUUACCGUCAACUCUUUCACCCUGAACAACUCAUAACUGGGAAGGAAGAUGCCGCUAAUAACUACGCUCGCGGUCAUUACACCAUCGGAAAGGAAAUUGUUGAUCUUGUUUUGGAUCGCAUUCGCAAAUUGGCUGAUCAAUGCACUGGUCUUCAGGGCUUCUUGAUUUUCCACUCUUUCGGUGGUGGAACCGGGUCUGGUUUUACUUCUCUUCUUAUGGAACGUUUAAGCGUUGACUACGGCAAGAAAUCCAAACUUGAGUUCUCAGUCUACCCAGCUCCUCAAAUCUCUACUGCUGUUGUUGAGCCUUACAACUCAAUAUUGACCACACAUACCACUCUGGAACAUUCUGAUUGUGCAUUUAUGGUUGACAAUGAGGCUAUCUAUGAUAUUUGCCGACGCAAUCUUGACAUUGAACGUCCAACCUACACUAACUUGAACCGUCUGAUUGGCCAGAUCGUCUCGUCAAUUACAGCAUCUCUACGUUUCGAUGGUGCGCUCAAUGUCGAUUUGACUGAGUUCCAGACCAAUUUGGUGCCAUACCCACGUAUCCAUUUCCCACUGGCCACUUAUGCUCCAGUUAUCUCUGCUGAGAAGGCCUACCAUGAACAGUUGAGCGUUGCUGAGAUCACAAACGCUUGCUUCGAGCCUGCUAACCAAAUGGUAAAGUGUGACCCUCGUCAUGGAAAAUACAUGGCCUGCUGCAUGCUCUACCGUGGUGAUGUUGUACCCAAAGACGUCAACGCCGCUAUCGCCACAAUUAAGACCAAGAGAACCAUCCAAUUCGUUGACUGGUGUCCAACCGGUUUCAAGGUUGGUAUCAACUACCAACCACCCACUGUGGUUCCAGGUGGUGAUUUGGCCAAGGUCCAACGUGCUGUCUGCAUGUUGAGCAACACCACGGCUAUUGCUGAAGCUUGGGCUCGUCUGGAUCACAAAUUUGAUCUCAUGUACGGAAAGCGUGCAUUUGUGCACUGGUAUGUCGGUGAAGGCAUGGAGGAAGGGGAAUUCUCUGAAGCUCGUGAAGAUCUUGCAGCAUUAGAGAAGGACUACGAAGAAGUCGGAAUUGACUCUGUUGAAGCCGAGGGCGAAGAGGAAGGCGAGGAGUACUAA